CUUCCCUUUCAAUGCAAACCCUAAAAAGUACCCAAUUUCUCCAGCUAUAAGUAUAUUGUCUCACUCUCUCUCUAUCUCCAUCGCGAAUCUUCUCUGAUCCAUCAAAUUCACUCUAUCCUCUCUCUCUCUCCGUCUCUCUCUCCAAUUACCGCAAUUCGCUACUUGCGAUUCCCAAUCUCACAGCCAAAGAGUUACGGUUUUUGAAGCUGCUUGUUACCGAACUGAAAAGGAGCCGUUGUGGGGAAGACGAGAAGGAGAAGCAGACAGGUUAUUGUAAAAUUACGGUUUUGCCCUUGUGAUCUCGAAGAGCACAGAUAAAAACGAAUUCUGGAUCCAUGCCAAAGUUGGUGGUUCGCCUUCUCAUUAAACAUUGACCCAUGGAUCCAGAAAGCAAGAAGUUUGGAAGAGGACCAAGAGAGCUGACUGGUGCUGUUGAUCUUAUAAGUCACUUCAAAUUGUUGCCCCACCAUGAAUUUUUCUGCAAGAGGUCACUUCCUUUGUCAAUUGCAGACACACAUUAUCUUCACAAUGUGGUGGGAGACACUGAAAUAAGAAAAGGAGAAGGGAUGCAACUGGAUCAGCUUAUCCAGAAUACCUCCAGAGAUAGUAAUGCACAUAUAGAGCCCUUUGACCUAGAUGUACUUAGGGAGGCCUUCCAACUGAAGGAAACUACUCCUAUAGAUUUGCCUUCUGCAGAGAAGGGGACUCCUACCAUAGCCGGGAAAUCAAAAGUUGAGUCUAAGGACAAGGAUAGGAAGCAUAAAAAACACAAAGAUAGAGAUAAGGAGAAGGAGAAGGAGCACAAGAAACGUAAACACCGUCAUAAAGAUAAAGAUCGAAGUAAAGACAAGGACAAGGAGAAGAAGAAGGAUAGAAGUGGACAUCAUGAUUCUGGUGCUGACCAUUCCAAAAAACACCACGAUAAGAAAAGGAAGCAUGAUGGAGAUGAAGAUCUCAAUGAUGUGCACAAGCACAAAAAAAGUAAGCAUAAGAGCUCAAAGAUUGAUGAAAUUGGUGUGAUCAAGGUAGCGGGCUGAAACAGUUGCGUACUAUAGUUCAUUUUUGUUUGAAGUGGUUGUUGUUGACAGUUUGGAAGGGGUUUUGACUUGAAGUUGUCCAUUGUUUUGAGAGUAGGUUUUGAACUGACUGAAAAUGUGAAGAUGGUGAAUUCACCAGACAAGAGCAUUUGCAUGCCAGGUUGAGAUUUGCUGAAAAUGGAACUUUGUAUCAUAACAAUGGUCUAGUAUAGUUGCUGGUAAUAGGGAAAACUUCCCUUAGUUCUUAUGGUGCAUUGGAUAUUUCCUCGUGUACACAUUAUUGUAAUCAUUUCUCCAUUUUAGGGUAGUCCAAAGCAUAGUUCUAUAACCAGUUUCGUGUAGAAUUACCUGCUUUGAGCUGUAGGAAGAACACGCUUGAGGAUAGAGAUUGUGUAUAUUGAUUAAUUCCUUUCU
This is a messenger RNA of Populus euphratica (Euphrates poplar), 1451 nucleotides long. RefSeq names its product mediator of RNA polymerase II transcription subunit 19a-like. The coding region runs from base 378 to 1037 and encodes 219 amino acids. NCBI's taxonomy places the organism in Eukaryota, Viridiplantae, Streptophyta, Magnoliopsida, Malpighiales, Salicaceae. The record is from RefSeq and is a predicted model, not a curated record. Gene Ontology annotation, biological process: positive regulation of transcription by RNA polymerase II. The transcript is spliced from 7 exons. Gene Ontology annotation, cellular component: mediator complex. Gene Ontology annotation, molecular function: transcription coregulator activity; transcription factor binding.